ACAAGAAAAAUAAACAUAAACAGAACAAAGUUAGAGCGAGACGCGCAAAGAGUGGUGAAACGUAUUUAAUGUUAUUGCAAAUUUUCAUUGAAAUGUUGCAAUCGCAAAGCAAACUCGUAAUUGAGAACAGAUAAAAAUAAUAUCUUAUCGUUGUGUAUAUAUUAUAUACGUUAAGCAAGUGUAAUGUGCAUAAAAAUAACUGCAAAUAACAAUCGAAAACAAAAUGAAAAAAGUGCUCGACAGGGAAAAAGUUAUUUACGCAUUAGGAACAAGUCAGCUUAAUUACACUUUCAGUUGGUUAUAAUGUAUAAUUACAACGACGUAAGAGCAGCAGCAGCAGCAGCAACAUCGCUAAAGAACAAAGAACUCCAGUGCAUUAAUAACCAACUGGUGCAAACGCAGCAGCAGCACCAACAAACACAAAAACAACAAGGGCAGCAGCCGCAGUGCGACGCAUAAUUUCCUGCUUACCCACACUCUCUCACACACACACAGGCACUAAAGAGCGUGUGCUGUUGCGCGCGUGGGAAGAGGACGCCGUAACGGCCGGCCAACAAAGAAAAAUAUCUCCGCAAUAGAGAGCGCGAGCGAGAGAGAGGGACUGAGAGAGAGACAGAGAGGGCAACGACAGCAAUUCGUAUCGCAAAAAAUGACCAAUUCGAACCAUCGCCAUCAUCGAAUCGAUCAAUAAAGUAAAAAGCUAAAGCAGAAUUCGAAACAAAAAUAACAAUAACAAACAAGAAUAAGCAAUUAAACAAAUACAAGUUCCUGGUGUAAAAUCAGCCAAAAAGUGCACUUGAUACGAAUAGAGGCGGCGCGAAUGAUUAACUAACGCUCUUCAUUAAAUACGCCAUUCAAAGAGCAGCAAAGCAAAAGAGCGCUACGCAGUCUCUUAAUCAUACAUUUAUGGUUUGUUUUUGUUAAGCAGCCGAAGCAGCCACAAAAGACAAAUAAAAGCCGAAGAGCGGGGGAAAUAUCACGACAUACCCAAAUACGCAAUUUGUGAAUAAUUUAAUCGUGCAUUCACACGAAGACGCAAACAGCAGCGAGCGACGGAUAACGUCUUUCUCUCUCGUUAAGUGAGCGAACGUCAGUCGAAGAGUUGAAGCUUUAAAGAAAACAAGGAAUAAAAAGACUAAAGCGACGCUGUUAAACGCUAUCUCUUCCCACUUGAAGAGCUUAAACGAACCCUUAAUGUUUGCGCGUAGUGGUAUUAGUGCUGCGCCCAACAGCGGCAGUGGCAGAGGCAGCGCUGAUGACGGCGGCGGUGGCGGCAGCAGCGGUGGUGGUGGUGGUAGUGGGGGAGUCGCUGCUGGCAGUAUUGAGUUGCUGUGUCCACCCAGCGGCAGUAGCAGCAUUAGUGGCAGCGGCAGCUUCAGUAGCAGCGGCGCCAGUACAACGGCGACUAACAGCACCAGUGUCAGCGUCGGUGCGUCUACGCCUGCCGCAGCUUCGGACUUGUUGGACGACAGCGCUGAGAAUAACAACAAUGCGAAUACCAAUCGAAAUUUGAGCUUACAGCUGAGCAACAGCAACAACAACAAUGUGAACAACAAUAGUAAUCACAGCAAUGGUAACGGGAGCGUCAGCGUCACUGGCAGCGGCAGUAGCAGCACCAAUCUAAUCAGCGGCAUCUGCAGCAGCAUUUGGCGCACAGCGACCUUUGGCAGCGCAGCGCCCAUUGCUAGCAUUAUGGCAGCUAACAGUAAUAGCACCAGCAGCAGCAGCAGUAGCAGCAGCAAUAGCGGCAGUGUCAGUGGCAGCGGUGUUAGCGCCAGCUACUCGUCCAGCGCAUCCUCAAUUUCCCCAGCAGCCAAUGAGGCGUGUGUUGUAGAGCAGAAGCAGCAACAGCAGCAGCGUACCCAAUUGCAAAUACAGCUCGGUGCGGAGCAGGACGAGCCCCAAACAUUCCUAGGCGCCACCGAACUGGACGAUGAGCUAAUCAAACAACUGCCAAAGGAGGUAUUGCUACGCGUUUUCUCCUACCUGGACGUCGUCUCAUUAUGCCGCUGUGCCCAGGUGUGCAAAUAUUGGAAUGUGCUCGCCUUGGACGGUUCCAGCUGGCAGAAAAUCAAUUUGUUCGAUUUCCAACGUGAUAUCGAGGGUCCGGUGAUCGAGAAUAUAUCGCAACGAUGUGGCGGCUUUCUCAAAUCCCUAUCGCUACGUGGUUGCCAAUCCGUGGGAGAUCAGUCCAUCAAAACUCUAGCAAAUCACUGCCACAACAUAGAACACCUGGAUCUGUCGGAGUGCAAGAAGAUCACAGACAACUCGGUCACAGACAUCAGCAGGUACUGCAGCAAACUGACGGCCAUCAACUUGGACUCCUGUUCGAACAUAACCGAUAAUAGCCUUAAAUAUAUAUCGGAUGGCUGUCCAAACCUGCUGGAGAUUAAUGUGUCCUGGUGUGAUUUGGUGUCUGAGAAUGGAAUCGAGGCGCUGGCCCGCGGUUGUGUCAAACUGCGCAAGUUCAGCAGCAAAGGUUGUAAACAAAUUAACGACAAUGCCAUCACGUGCCUGGCCAAAUACUGUCCCGAUCUAAUGGUGCUAAAUCUACACAGCUGCGAGACUAUCAGCGACUCGUCCAUACGCCAGUUGGCCGCUAGCUGCCCUCGGCUACAGAAGCUGUGCGUGUCCAAGUGCGUGGAACUAACUGAUCUCUCGCUGAUGGCCUUGUCGCAGCACAACCAACAGCUGAACACCUUGGAGGUGUCCGGCUGUCGCAAUUUUACGGACAUUGGUUUUCAGGCGCUCGGCCGCAACUGCAAGUACCUGGAGCGCAUGGAUCUGGAGGAGUGCAGCCAGAUAACGGAUCUAACGCUGGCUCACCUGGCCACCGGUUGUCCCAGUCUUGAGAAGCUGACGCUGUCACACUGCGAACUGAUUACGGACGAUGGCAUACGGCAUUUGACCACGGGUAGCUGUGCAGCUGAGAGCCUCUCGGUGCUAGAGCUGGACAAUUGUCCAUUGAUCACGGAUCGAACGCUGGAGCAUUUAGUGUCGUGCCACAAUUUGCAGCGCAUCGAGCUCUUUGACUGCCAGCUCAUUUCACGCGCGGCCAUACGCAAGCUGAAGAAUCAUCUACCAAAUAUCAAGGUGCACGCCUACUUUGCACCUGUAACACCGCCUGCUGUGACAACGGGGCAUCGUCCAAGAUAUUGUCGCUGCUGUGAGAUUCUCUGAGAUACGGCCAUUGGCUUUGCCAGACGGAUAAUGCGCAAAUCUGCCACGGACUGAUGUUGGCCUGUUUGCAUCGUCCUGAUUGCCAUGCUCCUAAGCCUGAUGCUCAUUGCGAUCUUGUAUUAUCUCAAAUUGCUUGAAAGCAACUAUUGAACGGUGAAUGGUGACUGAUGGAAUGAUGAAUAAUGACGUCUGCAGGAGGCAAACCAGAACACAGCAACGCUCACACACACACACACACAGAGACACACACCAAUAGAAACUGUGUAUAACUAAAGCAAGAUUCUAAUAACUCGAUAUUUAAGCAUACGAAACACACGAAAUUCGUUGUCCAAAAACGAAUCGAAGCAAAACAUUUUUAUUAGUCUUUAGUUUUAUUUCUUUUGCAAGAGUUUCUAAAACUCGACCCUUCAAACAUGUAA
Molecule: messenger RNA, 3599 nt
Organism: Drosophila hydei
Lineage: Eukaryota; Metazoa; Arthropoda; Insecta; Diptera; Drosophilidae
Product: F-box/LRR-repeat protein 20
Exons: 10
Coding region: 1195-3180 (661 amino acids)
Biological process (GO): SCF-dependent proteasomal ubiquitin-dependent protein catabolic process
Cellular component (GO): SCF ubiquitin ligase complex
Molecular function (GO): protein binding
Source: RefSeq, a predicted model, not a curated record